Molecule: messenger RNA, 489 nt
Organism: Cavia porcellus (domestic guinea pig)
Lineage: Eukaryota; Metazoa; Chordata; Mammalia; Rodentia; Caviidae
Product: histone H2B type 1-C/E/F/G/I
Exons: 1
Coding region: 21-401 (126 amino acids)
Cellular component (GO): nucleosome
Molecular function (GO): protein heterodimerization activity; structural constituent of chromatin; DNA binding
Source: RefSeq, a predicted model, not a curated record
UUCUCAACCCUGUUUGCAGGAUGCCAGAGCCCGCGAAAUCUGCGCCAGCCCCGAAGAAGGGGUCAAAGAAGGCGGUGACCAAGGCUCAGAAGAAGGACGGCAAGAAGCGCAAGCGCAGCCGCAAGGAGAGCUACUCUGUGUACGUGUACAAGGUUCUGAAGCAAGUGCACCCGGAUACGGGCAUCUCGUCCAAGGCCAUGGGCAUCAUGAACUCGUUUGUGAACGACAUCUUCGAGCGCAUCGCGGGCGAGGCUUCGCGCCUGGCGCACUACAACAAGCGCUCGACCAUCACGUCUCGGGAGAUCCAGACGGCCGUGCGUCUGCUGCUGCCCGGGGAGCUGGCCAAGCACGCGGUGUCGGAGGGCACCAAGGCGGUCACCAAGUACACGAGCUCCAAGUGAGCGUGCCUGCGCUGCUGCACUGCUGGUACCCCACCCCCAAAGGCUCUUUUCAGAGCCACUCACGUUUUCUAAAAAGGAGCAUUCACUG